This is a messenger RNA of Sipha flava (yellow sugarcane aphid), 1695 nucleotides long. RefSeq names its product NF-kappa-B-repressing factor-like. The record is from RefSeq and is a predicted model, not a curated record. NCBI's taxonomy places the organism in Eukaryota, Metazoa, Arthropoda, Insecta, Hemiptera, Aphididae. The coding region runs from base 395 to 1615 and encodes 406 amino acids. The transcript has 9 exons. Gene Ontology annotation, molecular function: nucleic acid binding.
UUAUCAUGUUUGGUCCCUUCGCCGGCCGAAGUAGAGACACGAAACAGAGUUCAGAUAAACCGAAUAGUUCGUAAAGCGAACGCGAUAAUCAGCGUCCGUUUGCAAUCGUGCGCGCACGAUCCGUGGCCGUGGAAGGAACGCGAAGGAUUCGUCGGUCGGACGCUACACAGCACCGUAAAUUUGGCUGCUCGUCGCGACCGCGAAGAAGAAACGUAACAAACGUUCUCAACGAUCCGGUGACAAUUAUUGUCGGUACGUGUCGACGGGAGUGAGCUGAGAGUCGAGAACGGUCCAGUGUUCAACGCGUCGAGACAAUCGAGAAGUUUUAAAUUGAUUAGCGUUCUACAAAGAUUUUCUUUUUAAACAAGUUUCCAGUGAGGUGUCCAGAAUCAAAAUGAGUUUCGACACUUCCUGGGAUAUCGAGCAAUACAAGAGUGAACAUGAAACCGAAGAACAUUGGCAAUUGAGGCAAAAAUUUUUAAUCACUCACAAAAUGAAGUAUCCUGAAAAUCGAUUAGUGAGUUUGGCUCAAAUUUUUUUCAAUGUGGAAUUUUUGGGUUGCAGUUAUCCAAAACAAACUAUGGACUUAAUCGAAAAACUAUCUAAAGGUUUGGCCGAUGACUUCAGAGAAAAACGUAAAUUAAAGUUACAAAAAACAUUUGUAGCAGCUUCAACUGUUGCUGAAGCAAAAGCUAAGGGAAAUACUCAGACUGCAAUACAGAUGAUAAACAAUAGUCAAUCAAAUGUAAAAAAAAUUCAAUCCACACCUUAUGAUUCCGAUUAUAUUUUGCCUGGUUUUAUAUUAUUAUUUCGAAAAGAUAAUGAAGAACCUUAUGAUAUUAUUGAUCGAUCGUGUACUUUUUGCGGUAUAUCAAAACCAUCAUUCAAAUUCAAUCGAAGUUUAGAUCCAUCACUAAUCCAAAGUAAUUUGUUCAUAAAAAAAAAAUUAAUUGCUUCUGGUUCUGGACCAUCUUUUAAAAUAGCUAGAAAGGAAGCAUCAAAAGCUGCAUUUAAUAUUCUCAAAGAAAAGUGUUUUAUUGUUCAGGAAAAAGAAGAUGAAGAAUUAGAACUUAUUUCUAAAAGUUCUAUUAUAAAUGAUAAUGAUUCAAAAUCUCUAGAUACUACUGUUGGUGAUUCCACAAAUGAAGCAAAAUUGUCAGAAGAUAAUAUUGGCAAUAAAAUUUUAAAAAUGAUGGGUUGGCAGCAAGGUAGUGGUUUAGGGAAGAAUGGUCAAGGGCGUUUAAAUCCUAUAGAAAUUGUUCAACUUCCAAAAAAUUUGGGACUGGGUGGUUCCAAACCAUUUGCUAACAAUUUGAAACGCAAAAUUGCUUUCCAAAAAGAAAUUAGAAUAUACGUGACGAAAUUUUUGGAGAGUUCAAAAAGAAAACUAGCAUUUUCAACUGAAUUUUCUAAAGAGGAGCGUACAAUGAUUCACACGCAUUGCAUAAAGUAUGGUUUGAAGACCAAAAGUUAUGGACAUCACGAAAAUAGAUAUAUUGUUAUAUCUAAAAAGCAAAAUGCCAAAGAAAUUUUUAAAGAACUAAUGAUUAGCAAUGACUUUGAAAAUGAACAUUACAUUUUAAAACCCCCAACAAAUGGAAAUGAUACUUGUUAGAUCUCCGAUAAAAUAAUUGUAAUGUAUUGUUAAUAUAUUUGUUAUUUAAGUUUAACAAUUAUUAGUACAAUAUUUGUAUA